This is a messenger RNA of Staurois parvus, 389 nucleotides long. Lineage: Eukaryota; Metazoa; Chordata; Amphibia; Anura; Ranidae. The record is from the annotation of a GenBank genome assembly.
UGGGCCCCUGUACCGCCUCCUCAUGCUGCUGCCAGGCCCGUUAAUCUGCCAUGGGCCCCCGUACCGACUCCUCAUGCUGCUGCCAGGCCCGUAAUCUGUCAUGGGCCCCUGUACCGCCUCCUCAUGCUGCUGCCAGGUCCAGAGUGUGUCAUGGGUCCCUGUACGGCCUCCCAUUGCUGCUGCCAGGCCCGUAAUCUGCCAUGGGGCCCUCGUACCGACUCCUCAUGCUGCUGCCAGGCCCGUAAUCUGUCAUGGGCCCUGUACCGCCUCUCCUCAUGCUGCUGCCAGGUCCAGAGUGUGUCAUGGGUCCCUGUAAACGGCCUCCCAUUGCUGCUGCCAGGCCCGUAAUCUGCCAUGGGCCCCCGGACCGACUCCUCAUGCUGCUGCCA